AUGGGCUUGGGCAGUUGGGCUGUCCUUCAAACGAUAACUUGCAUUCUCGGGUGUCGGGGCUCGAGGGAGACAUCAGAGUAGAAGGAAGAAUAAGAAAUUUUUGAUCGGUGCUAAAAUCAAAGACAAGUAUGUCGAAAUCCAAAUCCAGGUUAAUUUUAUCCUGGGUUUUCUUUCAACAACUCCUUGUUCAAUUCUCAUUCACCAUUUCGGCUAACAGGAAGGAGAUUGGAUUUCCAGAGAGGCGCAUUUGCAGAACAACAGUUCAAGGAAGAUAUUUAUUAUCUGAUGAUAAUGGUUAUGUGUGUGAUGCUCUCUCAUUGGAUCCAGAGUCCCGUUGCUGUCCUGAAAGAGGAGACAAAUUCUCUUGUCACGGAUGCAACAUUCUUUCACAGUGUUGUAACUCCUAUGAAUUUUGUGUUUCAUGCUGCCUACACCCUGCUCAAAUACAAAAAGAACAAGUACUGAAACUGAAAAUAGCUAAGCCAGCUACAGCAGGGGCUUAUCUCAGCGUCUUUGAUUUUUGUGCUGGGAGGUGCCGUCACAGUUCUGAAAGUGUGGUUCACGAAAAUGCUUAUGUUAGUGAUUUUCAUCAUUGCUUCUCACUCCCAUCAAAUUCUACUGGGUCCUCUGUCACACCUGUAGAAGCCAGACUACAUGGAAUUAAUGUUAUCAUUGGAAGGCAAGGAGAGUCUUGUGAUUCAGUUUGCAGGUCAAAUGGACAAUCAUGCGUAUUAAAUAAGCUUUUGGUACUUAACCAGUGUGACAUUAUCCAGAAAUAUAUGAGCUGCAAAGGAGCAUGCUUGGCAAGUGUUGGUGCAGAUCAACCUGCAGAAGUCGUUUAUGAUGCUCCCAAACAUUUGAAUCCAGGAGCAUGCUUGUAUACUCGAACACAAUCAAUGCUGUCAUGUGAUGGUUCACAUCUGCAUACCAAGAGACUUUGCCCUUGUGCGUAGUGCAUUAUUUUGGUAAGUUUGGUUUCUCUGUGAGUUGACUGUAGGAUUAAUUUUCCCUGUCAGAAGUUCACUGCAAUGUUAGUGUGAUCUUAUUGGAAUAUUGGUUCGGCCUUAUGCUAUACUUUGCUAAACAGUCCAUUCCUUCAUUGUUUAUCCUCGAUCGUUUGGGAAAGAUAUGAAAUUAAAACAUAGUGUACUCUUCUAAGUUAAAAUGAGUUGUUGGAAAAGGAGUAUAGUUAAAAUAAGUUGUAAGAGUACAUCCUUGGAUUCUCGGUUAUUUCACUCUGUACAACUAAGCAGAUGCAUUGAAGCCAUUGGACCUGCUUUCAUCUUUAAUUUGUUUAACCAUUAACAACCCUACUAUUUCUCAUGAAACUGGUUUGGGUACCUCUAAAUCAAGUUGCAAAAGUUGUAGGUGAGCAGAACCUUGCUUAGAUAAUUGUUUACCUUUAAUUGUUAUUUUGAAGGAGAUUGUUGUGACAAUUUUUAGGUAUGAAGCAUGUCUCAAAUCUGUUCUCAGCUGUAUGUUCCGAAGAACUUUACGAAGGCUCCGAUGUUCAGAGGAUAAAUUUUUUCAGAGGACCAAUACAUCCAUCUGUUUGUGUUUUCGCAUGUUCCCAUUACAGCAAGUUAACGGUACACGGUUGCAUGUUGUAGCAUUAUUGUACAAAUUAGAAAGCAAGCUGCCAUUGACAUGCUAAUUUAUGUUGAAGCACUCAUGCAACUAAAUCAGAUUGUGGAGAUGGGAUAUUUUUGUAAUUUUGAGUUGGUUAAAUCAGGGGGUGAAGUCAAGGGAAAAGUUGUAAUCUUCCAAGCUAAGCAUUAAAUUGACUUUGCUUCCAAGUAAGCUGACAGCAUUCAGCUUAUAAUAUGCUUUACAGAACUGUUAUUAUUAUUCUUUUUAAAA
Messenger RNA from Theobroma cacao (cacao), 1860 nucleotides. Lineage: Eukaryota; Viridiplantae; Streptophyta; Magnoliopsida; Malvales; Malvaceae. The record is from RefSeq and is a predicted model, not a curated record.